Molecule: messenger RNA, 2113 nt
Organism: Geodia barretti
Lineage: Eukaryota; Metazoa; Porifera; Demospongiae; Tetractinellida; Geodiidae
Source: the annotation of a GenBank genome assembly
CGAGCGAGCGCUAUGUCGACGGCUACUGCGAUCGGAGUGUGGUUCAGCAUAAUAAUACUGGCGUUUCCGUGUUCCCCGGGCGCGGCGCAGCUUGACCUGAGGACGUGUGGUGACGAAAACUCGGUCGUAACCUGCUCCUUCUUCUUCGGAAAAGUCAACGAAGCCUUUCGACAGAGAAAUGUCUUGUAUACGCUUCGCAAGGCGUUCUUCCCGUCUGAGGGUAACCUUUCGCCUCUCUUCGUGGUGGCGAUGACUCUUGACGUGGAAAAUGUCACCAGGAUCGCCUGCAAGGAUAAAAAUUACGAGUUUGGUAACAGUUCCGUAGACUCUCCGCCGAGCAUGGACGAGGUGUGCAGUAUUUACGACUGCGGCCCGCUGACACUCGGCUGGAGACAUCAGUGGAGCAAGACCGUCAUUUCCUACAUAAUCAAGCGUGAAGAUCUGGACCUACUGAAGAACACCAGUUUCAACGCCUUCGCCGCAGCCGCUUUCAGCACUUUUGAUGCCGUCAUAGACCACUUGGGAAAGCUGCGAGUUAACGGUACCACCAACAUAAGCAGCCUCGGCGCGACGAGAGACGACACGGUUCAGUUGCAUCUUAUCAUCCCAGAGCUGCCUUGUCGACCGGAUAAUGGUGUAUUGCUGGACGCCUGGGAGGACAUCUUGCCCUGGUUGCAGCUCUAUGCCCAGAACUCAGACAACCUGGAGUUGGAGGAUGUUGAGUACUCUCACGAAGACAGAGGGUUUGCAUUCCGCGAGGAGAGAGGAGGCAAUCGCAGCCGGCUAACCUUGUCCUUGCUGACAGUCAUGAACGUCCUUAUGAACAUUGUCUUUGCUCUGGCGGCCACGUACUUUCUCCACAAGUACCACGGCUACCUAGGUGAACUGCAGUGUGGAAAGAAGUACCAGCUAGUGGCCAGUAUGUACUGGUCAGUUGUGUUCCUGUGCUUUACCAGUGCUGUAGUCAUGAUCAUCGGCAACUGCUACCUCUACUACCCCUUGUAUACGAUAGAUGACGAGACAUUCACAGUCUUUCCAUUUCGGAUCACGAGUGAUAUAACAGUGGUAGUACUAGCAGUAGCUGAGCUAGUUGCAUCAUUGCUCACCCACCACGACGUAAAUUUCUUCAUCCCUUACGGCGUUCGCAUCAUCCAGUGGUGUUUACGUUGCCGGGGGUCACAGAACCGGUUAGACACUUUAAACCACAUCACCCUCGGCGUGGGCAUGUGGAUCAUUAUCCUCUUCCUCCAACUUGUCGUUUCUUCCAUCAUUCCUCUAGCUGUAGUUAUUAUCAUAAACCCCGUACCUUCCCUCGCGUUUGUGGCCAUAAUGAUCUCACUCUUCUUCUGUCUGGUGGUCUUUGUAGCCUACUUUCUGAACGCCUUCGAAGGCAACUACAUCCUAAAGCACAGGUUCAGUCAAAUGGAGAAAAGAAACUCAAGUGCUGGUAUCCAGUUGGAAAUAUUCAACAAGGAAUGGAGUGUGAAACCAAGGGAAAGGGUGCUUCUGUUUGUUCAGGCCAUCGCAUUCUUUCUGAUCUUUGUAAUAUUUUUCGUGGGUGUGAUACUCUACCUGAUCUUUGUGAAGGUUGGCGGGAACACUAACACCCUGAGUGGCGUUCUCAUCUCCUUUGUUCCGUCGGUUAUCCUUGCUGCCAUCACUUGGGCAGCCAAGAAACAUCUCUUUAAGGAGCUCGAGGAAGAAGAGGAGGAGGCAGAAGACAAGGAAGAGGAAAAUGGAGACAGGGAUGGAGGCAAGGAAAAACCCCGUUUUCAAAUUGGGGGUUUCUCGUUUCAACCACGUCGCCGCCGUCGAUCGACAUCGAUCAAGACGAAAAGAAAGAAAACGGUAACUGGAGAUGAUCAUGCCCCAGCCUCCGUCCAUCCAGUUGAUGAAGAAGGGAGCGUCAGUGCAGAGAAUGUAGUAAGUCAUAUUCCGCCGUGAUUACCAUUCAUAACACUGAAGGAGAGGCCAGCAGUACAGUGGCAAGUCUGUAGAACUGUAGUAGAGUAGGAAUAUUACGUGCAGGCAGGUUAAUGUGUAUUUAUUAUUAUUUUUUUAAAAUUUAGUUAUUUUUUUAUGAAUUUAUAAUCAUACACAAUAGCCAAAAGCU